GUUCGUUCAGUCGCAUCGACAGUCUCCAACAAACCCGCUUCCCAGACAUUCGACCACGCAGCGUUGAAUAUCCGAGAAGAAGCUGGGAACACCGCAGCGGAUGUAGCCAAAUCCAUCGCAGGAGGAAGUCAUAUCCCUGCCUCGGAUCAUUCCUUUGUGACGAUAACGUCUUCCAUGGCGUCGACUGUCCCGAAACCCGUGAUGGUGUUUGGGUUACUCGGGACUAUACCGUAUGUUGGAGCUGGUGCGACGACGGUGUACCUCGCGAGUGUCGCUGGUGCUGCGGCAGCAGGCCACCCAACAUCCAUCGACCCAGGUGUAGCCUUAACGAUGCUCGACCAAUCCCUCAACAUCCAAGUCACCUACGGCGCAAUCAUGUUAUCCUUCCUCGGUGCUCUCCACUGGGGAAUGGAAUUCGCCACUCCCCGCCCUACCCAAUCCCAAUCCAUCCGUCGUCUCCUCCUCGGUGCCGCACCCCUCUUCCUCGCGUGGCCGACACUAGGGUUACAGCCGAUGACUGCGUUAGUCGUGCAGUGGGUGGGGUUCACCGGAUUGUGGUGGGCCGACGCGACGGUGUGUGGGAUGGGGUGGACUCCACCGUGGUAUUCCCAGUAUCGGUUCUAUCUCUCCGUGCUGGUGGGGGCGUGUAUUAUUGGUUCGCUCGCGGGGACGUCGUAUUAUGGGCCUGUGGCGGGGCAUGGGUUUAUUUCGAGGGAUCUCGAACUCACGAGGGAGAUGAGGAGGGAGGUUAAAGGGGAGAGGGAGGGGACAGUGCCUGGGGUGGUCGAGGCGGUCGAGGCGGGCCCAAAAGACGGGGCGUAUGUCGUGUUGAGGAAGAGG
This is a messenger RNA of Lentinula edodes (shiitake mushroom), 840 nucleotides long. RefSeq lists its product as uncharacterized. The annotation marks the transcript as partial. The transcript has a single exon. The record is from RefSeq and is a predicted model, not a curated record. Lineage: Eukaryota; Fungi; Basidiomycota; Agaricomycetes; Agaricales; Omphalotaceae.